Spodoptera frugiperda (fall armyworm) is the source of this 1644-nucleotide messenger RNA. RefSeq lists its product as uncharacterized. The record is from RefSeq and is a predicted model, not a curated record. Lineage: Eukaryota; Metazoa; Arthropoda; Insecta; Lepidoptera; Noctuidae. Bases 12 to 770 code for a protein of 252 amino acids. The transcript is spliced from 4 exons.
CGUAAGCAAAUAUGUCUAAAAUAGACGAAUUAUUUGAUAAAAAGAAAGAUGAGGCUCCCAUGUUGGACUUGUCUAAAACUGUGAUAAAUACUGCUGAAGAAUAUAGAGCAGUUUUAGAUAAAGUACCGGACUUCAAAACUCGACCAGAGAAGGUAAGAUCUGAAGACGUCAAAAUCAAAGAAGACAAUAAGACCAAGACACCUCGGAAAGAAAUAAAGGCAUACGAAACAUUGGGAACACGAGGAUACGAGGAGAAACAUUUUACAUUCAUGGAUCCUAUACCGGUGGAAAUGAAAGGACUGAAGUUUGAAGAACUGUGUAUUGUCCCUAUUGAGUGGCGGAUGCUUACUUCUAUCAGACCGAAGUUGAAAAUGGACGAAGAAUUUUUUAACAGGUUAGUAGAACUAGGCAAGUCCGAGCUUAAAACAAAAGCAAAAGACAAAAGAGAUUACGCUAAAAACUUAAUGUUCCGAAAAACGAAAAAUCGUUCAGGAGUGACCGAAACACGAAUAAUAUCUUGCGCGGAAUGCGGCGAAGAAUACUGCAACGGUAAAAUGUGCGCCAUCACGAACUACGACAUGUUCGCUCGUUUGAAAAUAGAAGUGGAAACGAAAUCAUCGCGAGCACAGGCAGCACCGACGCAGGGCCUGGGCAAAAUGAAAAAACUUCGGCGGCGCCCAAAACGUAAGAUGCGCAGUAAAAGUGCUGCACCCGAACAAAACAAAGCGCAUAGGAAUAAGUCGGGAGCUAAAAGUGAUUCCGAACUUUAGUAACCUUUCUAUACAAAUAUUCCCACCAUGUUUGUCAGACUAAUUGUCACUUUUUUUUAAAUACUAAAGUUAUGAAAAUUAUUACUUGCAUAUUGGAGGAAUUGUUCCUGAUUGCUCUGGAUUUACAUUAAUUACCUGUGAUGACUUCAUUUGGUACAGCAGCUUCGUCUCUCACAUGAACUCGCAUGACACGAUAACUUGAGAUUACCUUCUGAGAAUAAUGUUAUAUUUAAUCCGGUUAUUAUCUAUUAAUUGGGAAUAUUAUCUACUUACUCUCAAUCCAGCGACUAAAGAUCAUAUAAAGUGACUCUCAUAGUUGACCUGCUGGCUACCGUACAUGUCUAAAGUAUUGAGAGUAGACGAGUAGAGGUUCACGAAGUAUUCUUGAAAAAAAUCUAGUUACCUACUAAUGGAUCUUAGACAUUUUAAAUCAAUGUGUGGCCUUUUUAAAAAUAUUACAAUAUAGUGAUCUGUCUACAGUCUGGUAAAUUAUUUAUUUAUAAGUACGACCAAAAUUUCUGGCCAAGUUUCAAGUUCUUGGAAUAAUUGAUAAACUCGCACUAUCUUUCCUAUGGUUAGGUUAGAUUAUACAUAAAUAUACUAAACAUUCUAACCAAUCACUGUAUUUUUAAUCUUCAAUGAGAUAGAUAUUAAGGAGACAGACUGGUAUGAUAAUUUGUAUGCAGAUUAGAUAUUCACCAACGCCUAUUUAACCUAGUCGAUAUAAAUCACAGUUUUAUAUUCCCAAUUGAAUAAAAUAUUAAUAUUAACUCUAGAUAUAAGGUAACGUUGUAUACUUACUUUACUUGUACUUUGAAUCUCAAUUUUGUACUGGUAAUUUUAUUAUACGAUUAUAUUAUAAUGUGAAGCACAA